AAAAAAGAAAAGGCCGGAAAAGAAAGUUUAUUGGGCCACAAAGUGAGCCCAUUAAGUAUUUAAUAUCAGAAACCCUAGUGUACGCUUAUAAAAAGCAUUUUAGGUUUGUUGUGCUGUUUUACGGAGUCGCUUUUGAGAGAUCUUACGAAGAAGCAAAAAUGGCGGUCCCGUUGCUUACCAAGAAGGUCGUGAAGAAGAGGUCUGCUAAGUUCAUCAGACCCCAGAGCGACCGCAGAAUCACCGUCAAGGAAAGCUGGAGGAGGCCAAAGGGUAUUGAUUCAAGGGUGAGAAGAAAGUUCAAAGGUGUGACUUUGAUGCCCAAUGUUGGUUACGGAUCUGACAAGAAGACUCGUCACUAUCUUCCCAAUGGAUUCAAGAAAUUCGUUGUUCACAACACAAGUGAGCUCGAGUUGUUGAUGAUGCACAACAGGACUUACUGUGCAGAGAUUGCUCACAACGUCUCCACUAAGAAGAGGAAGUCAAUUGUUGAGAGAGCUUCUCAGCUAGACAUUGUUGUUACCAACAGGCUUGCUAGGCUCCGUAGCCAAGAAGACGAGUGAAGAAGAACCAAGCCUACUACUUGAGAUAUUUAGUUGUUUCUUCUGUUUUGUUGCAAUUUUCCUUUUUGUUAUAAGACGAUUUUUGAUUACUGCUGUGUUUGUGUUUGGAGUGAACAAACAUGAGUUUUGGUUUUAGUAUGAAACAGAUCAAGUUAAGACCUUUGGUUAAAACUAUUUCAGAUUCAUUA
This is a messenger RNA of Arabidopsis lyrata subsp. lyrata, 748 nucleotides long. Its product is annotated as 60S ribosomal protein L32-1. Gene Ontology annotation, biological process: translation. The record is from RefSeq and is a predicted model, not a curated record. Gene Ontology annotation, molecular function: structural constituent of ribosome. The transcript has 2 exons. Gene Ontology annotation, cellular component: ribosome; cytosolic large ribosomal subunit. NCBI's taxonomy places the organism in Eukaryota, Viridiplantae, Streptophyta, Magnoliopsida, Brassicales, Brassicaceae. The coding region runs from base 159 to 560 and encodes 133 amino acids.